UGGUCAGAUCGGAUCUCCUGAUUGAAUCCAGCAGCUGGGAGGGUAGAACGGGGGCCCCUGGGCCCUACAGCAGCAGUGAAUAGGCAGCUCGCUCUGGACACCUCUCCUCUCAAACCAAACACACAAACACACCCAUCUGAGUUGCAGUGCAGGCAGAGAGGACAGUGUAAGUAAUAGGAAGAAAGAGUUUCAGACUCUGUGGGUGUUGAGGUCAGCCACACCCACUCAGGACAGAAGAGGACUCCGGGACACUAUUUAACCCCUCCACAAAGACACGACUCUUGAACUGUGCCUACCGCCAUCUUUGUUCCCACUUGGGAGAACAGGGAGCCAAAGCAAAGGCGGUCAAUACGUUACGGAACCAUGCACAAGCGCACCAAGAUCAAGGUGGCCAUCGGGGUGCUGAUGGUUGGCAUGGCCUGCAUGUUUGUGGCGGUGGUGACCGACCACUGGGCUGUGCUGAGCCCCCGCAUGGAGAAGGUGAACGAGACGUGCGAGGCCGCCCACUUUGGCCUGUGGCGGCUGUGCAAGAAGAACAUCUACAUCGGCCCCGAGAACUACAUCGAGGGCCAUGGCUGUGGCCCCAUAAGCCUGCCGGGAGAGGAAAACUGUACGUACUUCAAACACUUCACGCCAGGGGAAGAUGCGGAAAUCUUUGAAUAUAAGACUCAAAAGGAAUACAACAUCUCAGCAGCGGCCAUCUCCAUCUUCAGCCUGGCCUUCAUGAUCCUGGGCACCUUAUGUUUGAUCACCUCCUGCACCGGAAAAGGCGGGAAGGGACGCGACUACCUCCUCAAACCUGCUGGCAUGUUCUACGCAUUCGCAGGCCUGUGUGCGUUCAUCUCCGUGGAGGUGAUGCGCCAGUCAGUGAAGCGCAUGAUCGAGAGCGAGGACACCAUCUGGAUCGAGUACAGCUACGCCUGGUCCUUCGCCUGUGCCUGCUCCGCCUUCGUCCUCCUCUUCCUCUCCGGCCUGGCCCUCCUACUCCUCUCCAUGCCCCAGAUGCCCCGCAACCCCUGGGAGACCUGCAUGGACGCCGAGCCCGAGCAGAUGGAGUGAGGCUGGGGGAGAGGAGGAGCCGAGGGGGGGCGGUGAUGGGACGACCUGACGGCUGCAGAGCUCCUUGCACCACAAAGCCCGUCUCAGCAGGACAUGGACUAGAGGGGAAUGGAUAUGAAUGACACCCAGUCAGUAAUUUUUUUAAAGCAUAAACCAACCUGAUUGGUUGGUGAAAAGGGGGCGGUGAUGUCAUGUGUACCCUCAUCUUGUCCUGUGUUUGUAAAGCUGUUCCUCCAGAGACCUGCAGCUGGUUGCACCAGCAGAACGUAAGGUCCCACUUAGGCUACGUUGAACGUAAAUCACCCAAACGUUCGACUUUACACUCUACUAAAAAAAUAGCAGUUGCACCAAGCAGAUAGUUUCAACGUAACACUAAGUUAUAACUUAUCUUUUACACCUCCCCUCUAGCUGGUGUAAGUUCCAUACUAACGAUAUAGAACCGUUAAAAGAAAAAAACGUAAAAAGAUUUCAACACUAAGGCAGGGUAAAGAUGGCUAUUCGUUUUGAGCAAUGGGAAGAGGAGUUUCAACACGGUUUGCGCCGGGAACGGAUUGUCCGUGACCGUAUCGAUCCAUUUCUUUAUUAUGAUGAUGUUGAAUUAUAUGCGCGAUUUCGGUUUUGCCGGGCGGAAUAUUAUAUUUAUUUAUUUAUUAUGAAAUCCGCCAUCAAAUAGCUUAACCUCACGCCUAUACCGUCCAAGCAAAUUUUAGAGAAUAAAUGACUGAAACCUCAUUUGUUUGCCCUCUCAUUUGGGUGCUAACGCGUCUUCACUCAGAUAAGGUGGAAACUUGCCGGUAUUUCCUGUUUACAUUGUUAGCUGUCAAUGAUUGGCUUGAAAUUAUCUAAACGUCAUUAAAAGCGACACUGGUACAAUUUAUGCACUACUAGUAACGAUACAACUUAAGUUAUGGUGGUGCAACCAACAUUUAGAACACCUUUAGUUUGACACUAGCUACGUCGAGCGUAGGGUUAAGGCGGACUUUACACCCGAACUUAUGAUCGGCUUUACGUUCUGCUGGUGCAACCGACUGCAGGUCCAUCGGUGUGGAAUGUAUAAUAAGAUCGGGAUUCCAGCUCGCCGCUUGGCUAGAUAACUGGUCUCAAGGCCUAAGUCUCCCAGGGGCCUAUCUUAAGCCUUGGCCUUGGCUAUAGUGUUGUUUUUUUUAAGGUUUGAAAUGUGAGGGAUUUUUUUUGUGUGUACAUAUGUAUAUACACACACACAUAAAUGUAGCAACCUUAAAAUUAUUUUCAUCUCCUUAUGAGAUUUGCUUUAUCAGAAACAAAGUGAGAUAUGGAUUAAAAGUCACGUCUAAGAAACUACCAUCAGUUAAAUGCUGGCACAACAGAUCACGCAAUGCUGAGCAUCUUGCUCAACGUUUAAUAUAAACUAAAAACAUACUCAGAGAUUUGAUGAUAAUAGCGACAGACUUAAAGUCAUAUUUUUAUGUACAGCGUUUUGUAUCAUAUCUUUGUACAUAAGUCGUUUUCUUCUACUACAGUUCAUUUGGUUGCUUUUGUAUCACAACACAUCAAUUGUGUUCAGUAUCUUAUUUGAAACACACUUAUUUCUCUUGAAAUGUUUGCCUUUAAUGACAAUUAAAGAUUUUGGUGACUUCGAUGACCACAUAACAUUUACAACUAUCACAUCAUGCAUUUCUUAUAAAAUAUCUUACAUGAAAUAUUAAAUGUGAAUAAUUUGUUG
Molecule: messenger RNA, 2761 nt
Organism: Gadus macrocephalus (Pacific cod)
Lineage: Eukaryota; Metazoa; Chordata; Actinopteri; Gadiformes; Gadidae
Product: voltage-dependent calcium channel gamma-1 subunit-like
Exons: 4
Coding region: 364-1059 (231 amino acids)
Biological process (GO): regulation of calcium ion transmembrane transport via high voltage-gated calcium channel; calcium ion transmembrane transport
Cellular component (GO): L-type voltage-gated calcium channel complex; membrane
Molecular function (GO): calcium channel regulator activity; voltage-gated calcium channel activity
Source: RefSeq, a predicted model, not a curated record